UUCAUUUUCCAAUUUGUUUUUUUUUUUCCAAUUAUUAGUGAAAUGUCAAAAAAUACGAAAAAUGGAAGUGAAAGGAGUUACGAUAAUCCAGCUUUUGAAACAACCAAUGAAAGAAAUAUUGAAAUAUCUGAUAAUGAACACAAUGAAUCACGUGUUUCCGAUUUAAAAGAUUUAGAAAAAGCUCAGGAAAAUGAAAGUCAAGGAUCUUGGAACAAUAGUAUAGAAUUUUUAAUGUCUUGCAUUGCCAUGUCUAUAGGUUUUGGUAAUAUUUGGAGAUUUCCAUUUACCGCAUAUAAAAAUGGUGGUGGUGCAUUUUUAAUACCAUACGUUAUAUUGUUAUUUCUCGUUGGAAAACCAUUUUAUUUUAUGGAAAUGAUAAUGGGACAAUUUUCUGGACGUUCAUCUAUACGUGUUUGGAAUGUUUCACCUGCUUUUGUUGGUGUCGGUUGGGCUCAGUUCUCUUCGACAAUAAUUUUAGCAACUUAUUAUAGUUCGUUGAUGGCUUUAACACUUUUUUAUUUGAUCUCAUCAUUUUCCGCCGAAUUACCAUGGUCAAAAUGUCUCGAAGAAUGGAAAGAUUUUUGUAUAGAUUCCUCGAGUAAAAAAGAAAGUAGAAUGAUGAUCAAUGAUACGUUAUUUUUAAAAAAAAACGAUACCUUGUAUAAAAUCGAUAGUAAUUUGAGUGAAAAACCUGUUUAUAGAAGCUCUGCUGAACUAUACUUUUUAAAAUCAGUAUUACACGAGAAAGAUAGCAUAGACGAUGGAAUCGGAUUACCAGAUUGGAAAUUAACACUUUGCUUGUUUGGAUGUUGGUUUUCCGUUUGCGUAAUACUUUUCCAAGGUGUUAAAAGUACUGGAAGGGCAUCAUAUUUUCUAGCAAUCUUUCCAUAUAUAGUAUUAAUAGCCUUGUUAAUACGUUCAGUAACAUUGGAUGGUGCUGCCGAGGGUAUACUUUUUUUUGUUGAACCACAAUGGGAAAUGUUGUUGAAACCUGAAGUUUGGUAUGCCGCUGUUACCCAAUGUUUUUUCUCUCUAUCUGUUUGUUUUGGUGCAAUUGUCACGUAUUCCGCACAAAAUGGAUUCAAACAUAACAUUUACAGAGAUGCAAUGAUCAUUACAACAUUGGAUACAUUUACCAGCAUGAUCGCAGGUUGUGCAAUAUUUGGAAUCCUUGGUAACCUUGCUUACGAGAUGAAUAUUAAUGAUGUAGGUUCAGUAGUAAAAGAUGGCACUGGUCUGGCAUUCAUUUCUUAUCCUGAUGCAAUAGCUAAAUUCGAUGUUGUUCCUCAGUUAUUUUCCGUUCUCUUCUUCGUGAUGAUGUUUGUUCUUGGGAUUGGUAGUUGCGUUGGUAUGACAUCGAGUCUUUUUGUUAUCCUUUAUGAACAAUUUCCUAAAUUGAAACCAUGGCAAAUUGUCGUACCAUUGUGUUGUUUUGGAUUUUUAAUUGGAAUUGUAUACGUCACACCGGGUGGACAAUGGGUUCUUGUUUUAGCAGAUUAUUAUGGUACUUCUUUCGUUGUAUUCAUUUUAGCUUCUUUUGAAAUGAUUGGUAUCAUUCAUGUAUAUGGAUUCGAAAACUUCAUCGAUGAUAUUGAAUUCAUGUUGGAUAUGAAAAUAACUGUAUUUUGGAGAGUAUGUUGGUUUGGAAUAACACCCGUUAUACUGAUCGUCAUUUUCUUAUACACUGUCGCAAAUAUGUCGCCAUUGGUUUACGCUGGCAAAUCAUUUCCAAUUGGUGCUCAUGCCGUUGGUGUGAUAAUACUUUGUAUGGGUAUUUUACAAAUACCAAUUUGGAUGCUGUUGGCUAUACUCAAAAAUAAACACUUACCAUUAAAAGAAAGAAUUAAAAAAGCUUUUCAACCAACAUCACAAUGGGGACCGAAAGAAAUGAAAUAUCGUAAAGAAUGGUUAAUAUUCAAAGAAGACAAAAUGAAGAUUAGAAAUAAGAGACAACGAUCGAGAUGGUCGCAAACUAUUCGACUUAUUUUUGGUUUGGAACCAUAAUAGACAAUAUUUAGGGG
Messenger RNA from Polistes dominula (European paper wasp), 2021 nucleotides. RefSeq names its product sodium-dependent nutrient amino acid transporter 1. Gene Ontology annotation, molecular function: L-amino acid transmembrane transporter activity; amino acid:sodium symporter activity. Gene Ontology annotation, biological process: sodium ion transmembrane transport; nitrogen compound transport; amino acid import across plasma membrane. Lineage: Eukaryota; Metazoa; Arthropoda; Insecta; Hymenoptera; Vespidae. Gene Ontology annotation, cellular component: plasma membrane. The record is from RefSeq and is a predicted model, not a curated record.